UCGGCCUUUUUCUUGUUUUGUUCUGAGUAUCGCCCAAAAAUCAAAGGGGAGCAUCCCGGCCUGUCCAUUGGUGAUGUUGCAAAGAAGCUGGGAGAGAUGUGGAAUAACACUGCUGCAGAUGACAAGCAGCCUUAUGAGAAGAAGGCUGCUAAGCUGAAGGAAAAAUAUGAAAAGGAUAUCGCUGCAUACCGAGCUAAAGGAAAGCCUGAUGCAGCAAAAAAGGGAGUUGUCAAGGCUGAGAAGAGCAAGAAAAAGAAGGAAGAGGAGGAAGAUGAGGAAGACGAAGAGGAUGAGGAGGAGGAGGAAGACGAAGAAGAUGAA
Messenger RNA from Hipposideros armiger (great roundleaf bat), 321 nucleotides. RefSeq names its product high mobility group box 1 (gene HMGB1). The transcript is spliced from 2 exons. The record is from RefSeq and is a predicted model, not a curated record. Lineage: Eukaryota; Metazoa; Chordata; Mammalia; Chiroptera; Hipposideridae. The annotation marks the transcript as partial. Gene Ontology annotation, biological process: regulation of transcription by RNA polymerase II.